UUCAGAGUAAAAUAAGUAGGCUGUAAUGGUAUUAACUUGUUAGAUCUUAUUUUUUGAAUGAAUGAUCUCAUUUUGCAUAUACCCACUUCAUACAAAUAUAAUCCUCACGCAGAACUCUAGCAUCUGGUCUUGGAAGAUACUGACAUACGUAAAUCAGAACCCGGAGACAACUCGCAUAGAUUGGGUCAGUUUCAGUGAAAAUCUUAUGGCUGCUUGUUAUUCACAAGCAUUGAGAUCUGUGGGGUCAAGUCACACAUAUGGAGCAUCAUUUCUGCAUUAUCGUUCAAAUGCAUCCUUACUAAUCUAACAGAAAGGAAUGAGAGCUGCAAUCUACUAUUACAUAAAGCGAAGAAAAUGGAAAUUUAUAUAUGUUAUUAUUGGAAUACUGUUUGUCAUGUUUACAUUCCAUAUGCUGCUGAAAAAUAGCGUUGACCCUUUGUCUGAAUAUUCGAAACACAGUAGAGAGAGCCAGAAGACUUGUACAACUCUUUUUGUUGUGGUGCAUUUCCGAAUUCCUACCAGAUAUCUUCAUACAUCUCCACUUCAUGUAAUCCAACAAAUUAAAGAAAAGCUGGAAUCAUAUACUAACACUUCCAAGGGUCAUAUGUUUGUUGAUAACAAAAUUGCUGACAAUGGACUACCUGAAUCAAUGCAAGAGUGUGCAUAUUAUAUUCGAGGUGCUAAUGGCAGUAGGGGAAAAUGUGGUUAUGUUUGGGGUUUUGACUCGGAGAACCAUGAAAUAAGGUAUGACACUUGCAAGCAAAAAAAUCUCAAAACUUCAUGGAAAUAUUGCAAGUUAUCACUGGAUAAGAUUACUGAAAUGACCACUGAGAGUGCUGGUCCGUAUAAUAAAUUCUGCUCUCCUAAUUUGGCUGCAAGCUGGCCACUGCAAGAUAUCCAUAAAUGUGCUUUGACAGAUGAGAGCCGUAAUCUUCACACUUGGGUUGAGUAUGCCAGAAGUCUAGAUGAAAAUCUCAUGAACAAUGAAAUUUCAAAAUAUAUUGGGUUUCCGAUCAGGUCAUGGCAAGUAUUGGGUCUUGUUAUUGAGUAUGACAUGUAUUUGUUGGGGACAGGAUUUGAGGUGUUGAGAACAAUUCCUGUAUAUGAGCCUGAAGAAGCAAACAUUAUUGAGGCUACAUCACUGCAUAAGAAAAAAGAUUCAGGAUAUUCCAAAAUAGGCACAAAAUUUUUUUCUACAGAAUAUAUUUCCAAGAAUACUGCAACUUUUCCAACAUUGCUCAACUCAGCAUCUGUUCCAGAGUCAGCAGCCAUGGAUCAAAUGCAAUCGACAACCAAGUCUGAAACGACCAUGGUCUCCUCCAUGCAAUCAGAGUCCUUGCUCAAAUAUGCUACUGCAAACGCCCCAUAUACAACUUUGUCCUCGAUUAUCAAACCUUCGAACCUUGCAACACCAACUUCGCAGUCAUCUAAAUACAGUUCUACAAUUUUGUCAUCAAUCACCAGUCCAAUAUCUUUUGCUACUACUAUUUUCGAUUCACAACAUGAUCAUUACAUGAUUACCACAGAGCAUCCAACCCCAAGUAUGAGUGACGAAAAAAGAUAUUAUGAAACAUUGAGAAAGAUAUACCCAGAAAUGUUUUCAACUUCAACUCCUGCCAAAAAACUCAAUAGGCCUACAAAAGAAGCAACCAAAGCAGUCACUUUGGAUGACAACUCGAUUUAUUUUCCUCUAUAUGGCAAUUCGGUCUCAUCAGGUGAAGCAGAUUUGGAGGGAUCCGGAGGUGUUCCGUUUUCAUUGGAACACACUAGUGAACCAACUACAACUUUAUCAGCUGAAUUGGUGAAGGAUUUGCAAGCUCUCAAGGAGUUAGUAUUCAAAAUUUAUGGUGUUGUCUUAAAAGAUUUACCAAUUUCGUUUGGUAAACUGAUGACUGAAAUUCACAAUGCUAAUUAUGCGCAGGAAGAUUCGAAAAAAGUGAUUGGACAAAUUGAGCAUGAAGAUGUUAAAAGAUCAACAAUAACACCUGUAACUAAUAGUGUAUCAGAAAUUGAUACAAAGAUCAUUGCGAUUGCCAAUGAUGAUACAUUUGAUGGUGUUAUUGAUACACAUUUCUCAGUUACCACUUCAUUCAAUGAUGUAACAGCUUCUUUUAGAAGUGUUUCAAGUGCCACCACUUCAAAUUCAUUAAACAGUGAUGCUCUUACUUUGAGAACCCAACAACCACUUUCGGUCAUGGAUACCAGUGAAACCACAAAUUUUGUUCAAUCAAAUAAUGAUAAUAAACAAAGCAUAGACCAAUAUGAAGACAUAGAACAAAAUUACCAUGACAUGUUAUCAACAUACAAAUUUGUACACACAGUUCAGCAAUCUACAUCCACUAUCUCUGUACGAUCAACAACAUCUUUAGAUGUUGAAGAUACUUCAGACACAGAAUUCCAGAAUACAGGCACUACCAGCUUUUCAGGAAAUUAUUCUAGCAAGAUUUCAACAGAGCAUAACCAUGUUUUGGGAAACCCCACAGUGAUUCUCAGGCCACUAGUGACAAGGAAUUCAGGUAUUAAUAACCCAAUAUCAGAGCCUACCACUAUAAAAUUCCAGAAUGAUUUGUCAAUUGGUGAGCAGGUUGGCUCUGGAUUUUUGACAAAUACUCCUUCGUCACAAUAUGACCACACUAGUUCCAAUUCAACCACUCUGCCAAAUCCUACAGAGUUUUCCAACAUAUCCAACGGGAAUAAUCAAGAGAGUUUGCUGGAGAUUAGUACAAAAUGGAAUGAGAAAAUGGCAGUGAAUCUGUCAAGCAACCAUGUAACAACUUUGGUACCACUAUCGGUUGCAGUUGAUGUCAAUGAAGAUGAAAGCGGUUCAACCAAAUUCUCCAGUGCGAGUCAAAAUAGGUCAAUUUCCAAUGAUUCUAUCAUUUUACCACAAACUACCCAGGACCUAUUGUCUCGCACAUCUAUCAGCACAACAAAACCGAAUACUACAUCUUGGACUGAUCAAGUCAUGCAUACUGAUCCGAAAGGUACAACUCCAUUAUAUUUAAUUGAUGUCACAGUGGCACCAGAAGUCGUUGUUCAGCAGUCACAUAACAUUGAAAAGAUUAACGCUAGCAAAUUGAUUGAACAAUAUGACUAUACACAGCAGCUUAAUGAUACAGGUGGCAGUAGUUAUGAACCUGCUCUUAGACAAGACAAUCAUUCUUCUGCUGAGAUUGUUGAGGAUAUUACAUCAACAAAUAAAAAAAUUCCAUUGGUUUCGAUCUCAAAGCCAUUAUUUACCAAUUUUACUACGGGAAAUGAGGACGCUGCUUCUGGUCUCGAGCAAGACACCACAAGCUUUACACAGAGUACAAAUUUAAGUAUGUUAACCACAGUGACAAUAGCUGAUGAUAUCACUCAAUUUAACAAUUCUGAUACCACAUAUGCUUGGCCAAGUAGUAGUAGUGCCAUUUCACCCUUCUCGAUUCAAUCUGACAACACUAUUGUCCAGUAUUUUGAUAAUGAAAUCACUGAGGAAGAGUCUACUGACUCUAGGUUGCAUUAUGACCUCAUGUCAUCAAGGCCAAUACUAAACUAUAUACGCGGAACUGUUGCAACAGAAACUACAUUGGAUUCAAAAUUAAACAAAUUACCAACUGCUACUGCUAGUGUGGAGAAGAUGGCAAUAACAGAUACUACCAGCAAUGAUUUCAUAAACAUGGAUGAAAGUAUAAAUGUUAUGUCAACUGCUACGGACACUUCAUUAACGUUAGAUAUUCCCAAGUAUUCUAAGGCAUAUGUCACCUCAGUGUCUUCUGUAUUUACUCCGGUUCCAAAUGGUGUGCCAAAAAAGCAUGAAUCAUCUGAAAAUCCGGAUACAGAAACAUAUGUCUCAAUCACUGAGAAAGAGUCUACUGACUCUAGGUUGCAUGAUGACCUCAUGUCAUCAAGGCCAACACUAAACUAUAUACACGAAACUGUUGCAACAAAAACUACAUUGGAUUCAAAAUUAAACAAAUUAUCAACUGCUACUACAAGUGUGGAGAAGAUGGUAAGAACAGGUACUACCAUCAAUGAUUUCAUAAACAAGGAUGGAGGUAUAAAUGUUCUGUCAAUAGCUACGGACACUUCAUCAACAUUAGAUAUUCCCAAGUAUUCUGAAGUAUACAUCACUUCAGUGUCUUCUGUAUUUACUCCAGUUCCAAAUGGUGCACCAAAGAAGCAUGAAUCAUCUGAAAAUUUAGAUCCAGAAACAUAUGUCUCAUCUGCUAUUUCUGGAAAGUGGUUUGAAUAUAAGUUACCAGUGUUAUGGUCAGAAGUAUUGAAGCAUAAUAAUGAUUUGCAAAUCAUUGUCAAUCUUACUAUGAUUGAAAAAGUUCAUUCAUCAGAUCCUGGAUUAAUAUCAGAGGCAUGGCUUGUUUCUUCAUGCCCAACAUUUGGAACCGUAUGUGGAUUGCCAGUUGCGAGAAAUCGAACUAAGAUAAAUCAGAUAUCUACUUUUAUAUUGACUUUUGAUGAUAAGAUUAUUACUCUUGCACCAAUCAUGCUUCAUGUUUCAGUGUAUCCCAUGAGUUCUAUAACGCAGACAAAUUAUGAAAUUAACACACACAUGGAUGUGAAGAACAAUAUAAAUGAUGUGAUACAAAUUUACAGCCCUAUACUAUUUGCACAAAAAUUGGUAUCCUACCUUCAAAAAAGGGAUCAUUCAACAGUUCUUUUAGAUAUAAACCUUCUGGAGUAUGAAGUAUCACCACAACCGAGAAAGAAGCGAAGCAUCAGCCAUUCUAUUGAAGCGGUGUGGAGUAUGUACAAUACAAGUUUGGAUAAAUUCAAUUCCACCUUCCAAUCCUCAAUAUUUGACUGGAGUAGGGGACAGGUAGCUCAGGAAUUCUUUUCUGAAAUGCUCCCAGAGUUCAUCGUCACUCAUUUGAGCAUAACUCCACGAAACCCAACUCCAGACAGACUGAAAUCUGUUAAAAGAAGGAAACAAAGCAGUGUGGCAUAUGUUUUACUGCCCAUCUUCAUCUCAGUUUUUAUCUUGUUUUCUUGUGUGGCAUAUUUUGCAUUGCGUAAAAAACGUCUAAUGUACUUCAUUCCUGAUAUAUUUGUAAACAAGACAUUUGGUCCUAGCAGAAAACCUAUCUAUCUUGAUGGUGAAAUAGAAAUGGAUUACUUCCAUCCCAGAAAAGCAAGAAUAAUAGUGGAAGACUGUGUAUCUGAAAAAGGUGGUAUCAGUUGUCAAUCGUCUGUUUCAUUUCCGAAAUUUCCAACGAGCAACCAAAGAUAUUUGGCCAGCCCCAUGCCAAAUAUGAAUAACACUAAUGCCUUUGAUGAGGUUGCUGUUUUCGAAAUGUCAGACGAAAGCAUCUGCAAUGGCUCAGGUUGCGAUGCAAAAAGUGUGGAUGGAUUCUACUCCUUUACAAAUGCUUCAUUUCAUAUACACAAUAAAUAAUGCUAAAACCAGAACACACUUACUCAGACUGAGCGAUCAUUUGAUGGGCAUACUCUGUAUCAGGAUGCUGGUUUUUACAGU
Molecule: messenger RNA, 5473 nt
Organism: Styela clava
Lineage: Eukaryota; Metazoa; Chordata; Ascidiacea; Stolidobranchia; Styelidae
Source: RefSeq, a predicted model, not a curated record